AUGUUCGCUCCAGGCCGAGGGUUAGCCUUGAGGCAGGCCUUAGGGUCCUCGUCAUCCGUUUCAUUACCGACUUUCCUCGUUCCCGCCUUCCAGACGACGUCGCGACGACAAUUCUCUGCAUCGACACAUCGGUCGUCGAAGCUCGGCCGGACGCCUCUCUCGAUCCCUCCCGGCGUCGACAUCGUCAUUGGCGAGCCCAGAGUGAAGCGGGAUGCGACAUCAUACUUGAAGAUUGCCAAGCGGACGGUGUCCGUGUCAGGACCGUUGGGAAAGCUUGAUCUCGAGAUCCCCCCCUUCCUCAAGAUCGAUCACGACACGGAGGCGAGAAAGGCCACCCUCACAAUCGAGGACGACACGGUGAAGGAGCAGAAGGAGAUGUGGGGCACAACCUGGGCGUACCUCAACCGCUACAUCAUUGGCGUCUCGGAGGGCCACACGGCGGUCCUCCGUCUCGUGGGCGUGGGCUACCGUGCGUCGGUCGAGCAGCGCGGCGGCAAGGCGACGUUCCCCGGCCAGCUGUUCCUCUGCCUCAAGCUCGGUUUCACGCACCCGAUCGAGGAGCCGAUCCCCAAGGGCGUCACGGUCACGACGCCGACGCCGACGCGCAUCUUGAUCGAGGGCAUCGACCGCGAGGAGAUUAUGAGCUUCGCGGGCCGCGUGCGCAAGUACCGCCCGCCGGAGCCCUACAAGGGCAAGGGCGUGUUCGUCAACGACCAGACGAUCAAGCUCAAGCAGAAGAAGAUCAAAUAG
Verticillium dahliae VdLs.17 is the source of this 750-nucleotide messenger RNA. RefSeq names its product 54S ribosomal protein L6. The record is from RefSeq and is a predicted model, not a curated record. Gene Ontology annotation, molecular function: rRNA binding; structural constituent of ribosome. Lineage: Eukaryota; Fungi; Ascomycota; Sordariomycetes; Glomerellales; Plectosphaerellaceae. The coding region runs from base 1 to 750 and encodes 249 amino acids. Gene Ontology annotation, cellular component: ribosome; mitochondrial large ribosomal subunit. Gene Ontology annotation, biological process: translation. The transcript has 3 exons.